CAGUGGCGCACGAGAUGUGAUGUAAGUGUCGUUGCAUUUUUGUUUGUUUUUUUUGUUUGUUUUUUUAGCCUAUCCAGUUGAACCCACUAGAUGCAGCGUUGUUCAUUCAAAAUAUUGCAGAAAAAGAGAACAUCAAUGCGGAGAAGAUCGUGUUUACAUCAAAACUGAAACCAAGCUGUUCUCACAGAACAAAUAUUUUGCGCAUUUUCCAGAAGGACAUCUAUCACCAUUGCACUUGCCCAUGCAAAAAAGCAGUGCAAAAUUCAACUUUUAAAAAAACAUGUCUCGAGACUUUAUGGUGGUUUUAAAUGAAAAAGGUACUCUGUGAUUGGCUUUGGCGUUUUGUAUUAAACUAUGCAUGCAUACGUGAUGUUUUGUUUAUAAUUGUUUUAGCAACUUAAUUAUAUUUGGUUUAUAAACAUUAUUUUAAACAUUAUGCAAUUUUUUUCACACGGCCAUCUUAUUGUAUUGUUUUGAAUAAACGUGCAUUUAGUAAUAUUUUGCUCAGUGCGCCCUUUUGUGGCCUCAGGAGAAAAGCCAAAAGCUUUUUUCCCCCUAACUGAAAUUAUGCCUUUUAAACUUGAAUAUUGAUAAUAUUUAAGUACAAAAUUCGAAUUUAGUUUUUAGCCAUUUUGACAGCCCUAGUGCGAAGGUGUGUAGUGUUUCUUUACAGUGACAUCGCCAUCUACUGGCCUGGCAUGCAUAAUGUGUUUUUAGUCAUUUUCACAGAUCCAUGUGAAUGGGGAUCAUUAUAAAGGCAUUGCCUUAAAUGCCUAACAUGAACAAUUUUGUGAAACGGUGCAUCUCUCUCUCUCUCUUUUUUUUUUUUUUCUGCAACCAGAGUUUAAAAUGUUAAUGAGCUAUAAUUAUUUGCAGCAAGACUUGUUUUGCAGCUACACGAGCAUCUGAUCUGAUUAUUUAGUUUCCAUGGCAGUUAUUGCUAUGGCAAUUGGUUUUGGUGCAUUUGGGAGUAUGUGACAUUAAAACUAGCACUAGACAAUUUCUGAACCUUUCUGAAACCUUCCUGAAAUUUCUAAAGCUGUUUCCGUUGGCGUCUGUAUUACUGCAUCAAUGAGCCCAUGACAUCAUGACAUCUCCACUAACAUCUGUGUUGUUUAUUAGUACAGUUUGAGCUUUCAAAACACCUUCUCCAGUCUGUUCUGGCUGUCAGGCAUCUGUGCGUCAGCAAAGGAGUGACAGUUAGACCUGUUCGUCACAGGAAACUACAAGUAUCUCAGUGUGCAAUGCUACAACACCAACACAACCACAGCAGAAUCCAGCAGUGACACUUCACCUGUAACUGAGCUCAACUUCUCUGCUCCUCAAGACAACAAGCCUUUACAGAAAUCACUCCAAAUAGUUGUCUGAGUUUUCAGGCUGUUGCACACGUUCAUAAACAGAUGUGCAGUUAAGGAUUGUGCUCGUGAAUAAGGAUUGUCAUCAUUGCUAGCCUGAGGACCAUGAGAUUGUGGUUCCCAUCAGCACUGUGUGCCUGAAAACUCCCGAGCAGUCGGACAUGGGCAGUCGGCCCAGUAAAGACCGGCGUGGAUCCAGCGCACAUGCUGUUCUCUUGGACACGGAAGAAAGCACUGACCCGCUGGCCAUGGACAGCGGUAGAUUCGUGGUGGUGUCCCUGUACGACUAUCCGUCCAGAGGUCCAGGUGACUGCGCUAUCAGAAUGGGAGAGAGGCUCAACAUUUUGUCAGAUGAGGGAGAGUGGUGGAAAGUCAGUUCAUCAGCCACAGGAAAUGAGAGCUACAUCCCCAGCAAUUACACCGCCAAAGUGUACAACAGGUGGCAGUUUGUGGGUCUCAGCAAACAGAAAGCAGAGGAACUGCUGCUGCUCCCCCAUAAUCAGCCCGGAUCCUUCCUGAUCAGAGAGAGCGAGACCUACCCAGGUAACCACACUCUGUCAGUGCGUAGGAGCAGCUCGCAUGAACGCGCUUCUGUCAAACACUACCGUAUCAGCUGCAUCGAGAACGGCUGGGUCUAUAUCUCUCCUGGACUCACGUUCAGGACCCUCUCAGACCUGGUCGCACACUAUUCAGAAGUAUCGGACGGGCUGUGCUAUACGCUGGGGGAGCCAUGCUACAUCGUUGGAUCCAACAAUGUUCCUGUGGUAACCGGCCCACCUCCGGUUGCUGUGAAGAGGCCUACUAUAAACUGGAAAGAUGUGGACAGCUCCAUGAUCUUUGGGCAGAAAAAAGACGGUGCAGAGGACUCUAUAGUGAGCGACGGCCUGAAGGAGGCCAUUAACUCAUACCUCUACAUGACGGAGGAAUGUGAGGACUGCUGUCAGCUCUGGGACACAUGAUUGGAAGACGGUCAUGAAACUUGGAGGACAAGUGUUUAAAUGACUUAGGACUCUUGAUGCCGUGAUAUGGGUUAAAACACUUUACAGAAACCCUGAAACUAAUUUUUCGUGACCCAGAUGCGGAAAAUGAACCAAAACGCAUCUAAGCGUCUUUUUUCGUUCAUGAAUUUCUGCGUAUAAACUGUUUAAGAGCGAAAGCGGCGUUGGAUGAAGUUCCCGGACGCACGCGCUGACUCAUUGCUGUUCUUCCAGAGUGGGUGCUGGAGACAAAGAUGUCACAGUUUCCUUUGUGGAUGUGCUCCUGGCGGACAUGAAAGAGAAAACGACUGAAGGAAAGAACGACAGAGUGUGUGAGUGGGAGGGGGAACACAGCUGGGUGGCAUACGCAUCCAUUUCCACUCCACUCACACUUUCUGGAACUUUAUCAGCGUCGUGCUCAUUACAAAUGUGAUCACAAUCACAUUUUUUGUUGAAAAUGCAGAACAAAAUGCGUAUUUAUGACUGUGUAACUAUAUACUGUUGCCCAAAAAUGAAAACUGUCAUUCCAAACCUGUUUGAGUUUCUUCUGUGGAACACAAAAGAAAGUUGAUAACCAAACAUUUUCAGCUCCAUUGACUAUAAAAAAUGUAAUGGAAGUCGCAAUAGUUUGGUUAUCAACUUUCUUUAAAAGAUGGUCUUUAGUGUUCAAAGUCAUACAGGUUUUGAGGUGAGAAAAGUCACAAUUAAUAUUUUUGGGUGAACUAUCCCUUGUGACUUAUCGACAUCAGUUAUGUUCUUUUAAAUAAACUCGAAAGAAAAAACGAG
Onychostoma macrolepis is the source of this 3118-nucleotide messenger RNA. RefSeq names its product Src like adaptor 2b (gene sla2b). The transcript is spliced from 8 exons. Gene Ontology annotation, molecular function: protein binding. Bases 1517 to 2314 code for a protein of 265 amino acids. Lineage: Eukaryota; Metazoa; Chordata; Actinopteri; Cypriniformes; Cyprinidae. The record is from RefSeq and is a predicted model, not a curated record.